This is a messenger RNA of Periophthalmus magnuspinnatus, 1577 nucleotides long. Its product is annotated as putative ferric-chelate reductase 1 homolog. Lineage: Eukaryota; Metazoa; Chordata; Actinopteri; Gobiiformes; Gobiidae. Bases 141 to 1577 code for a protein of 478 amino acids. The record is from RefSeq and is a predicted model, not a curated record. The transcript has 14 exons. Gene Ontology annotation, molecular function: oxidoreductase activity, acting on metal ions.
UAUUUGUGAUUUGGACACACACUUGAAAGCUUCACAGACUGCGCAGAGAGAGAAACCAAUUUCCACAGGGACACUUUUAUGGUAUUCUUCAACUUUGUUGUCUUGGUUUUGUUGACAAUCCAGGAGUCCCCUUUGUGAAGAUGGACAUUUUUUCUAACAGACUGUGGAUGUUGGGUUUUCUAACUAUUAUUCACCAAGCACAAGCAUAUAUAAAUGGUAAUUUCCCACAAUCAUGUGACUCUAUGGAUGUCAUUCAUAAAACUCGCAUGGUUCAAAUACUUCCUCAAGACGGUCAUCCCCCAUUUAAAGUUCAAACUAUCAGAGCUGGACCUGAUUUACUAACUGUAACACUUCAAAGUAACACCGGUGAGAUGUUUAGAGGCUUUAUGCUGGAGGCUCGGAAUAAAACAAAUAAUUUUACUGUGGGUCAAUUUUUCAUCUUAGAGCCAAAACAAACCUUUCUUUUAAACUGUAGUAGUUUAAUUGGCUCAGCUGUCAGCCAAAAGACAAACACAGAAAAAAAAUCACUCAAAGUUAACUGGACAUCUAAAGUUGGAGAUGUUCAGGGUGUCAUAUUCAGAGCCACAUUUCUCAAGACAUUUGCAGAAUUUUGGCGACCAACUGAUUUUAAUGUGACAGUAGAAUCACCAAGUACAACGCCAGGUACCACAAAAACAAGUACAGAUACUACUACAGUGGCUACUACACUGACAACAACAGAAUGGACCACAAAAAAUAAAAUGAACAAUACAAUGCUCCCGACACAGCCAACAGAAUUUAAUACAAUGAUUACUACAAAACCAGAAGGGAGCACUGUUGCAAGUACUUCAAAUCAAUAUACCACUACAAAUAUCGCUAUGAAAAGUACUAAACUGCCUCACACAACAGAUGUUUUACCGUCAACUUCAACCAGUCAAAGCAGUACUCCCAGUACCAUCAACACAACCCAUGUAGACCCGCCGACACCAGAUGAAAGGACAGUUAAAAACACCGACACAGCUCUAAUGACAGCUGCUGUUUUUGUGACCUCAUUUGUUGAAUCUGUGCCUUUAAGUUUCCCCAAUAAUGCUAAAUAUCACAACAUCCAUCAGUGGAUUAGAAUACUUGGCUGUGUGGGGACCAUUUCACUUGCACUAUCUGCAUCAGUUCUGGUGGUGGUGGAGGAUUCCCUGAACAGCGUGAACAUUGGACUAGGAUUUGCAAUGACGGCGAUUGCUGGGAUAGCAAUUGGCCUACAAAUCUAUGUGUGUUUUAGGAUUGGACGAAGUCAUGAAUUAAAGGACUUUUUUGAUCAUUCUUUGAUGGUAUUAUUCAUCAUCCAGAAAGUCUUUGCAAUCAUCUUUAUUUACCUAUCUACUACACAAUGCCAACUCUGGAUUCUGGGAGUGUUAAUAUCCCUCACAGUAUGCAUUGGUCUGCAAAUAACAUGCAUUGUUAUCAUAAAGGUUCUUGAAGCCACUGGUGCCAAAAACAAAACAGGAAUGCAAACACCACAAGUGCGUAUUACUCUCACAAUCUCAAUAUUGUUCACUUUAGCUUUCUGUGUGGCCAUCAUUGUGGGAAUAUGUCAGUGUUAA